Messenger RNA from Priapulus caudatus, 1376 nucleotides. RefSeq names its product proteasome inhibitor PI31 subunit-like. Gene Ontology annotation, molecular function: proteasome binding; endopeptidase inhibitor activity. The transcript has 7 exons. The record is from RefSeq and is a predicted model, not a curated record. Gene Ontology annotation, biological process: proteasome-mediated ubiquitin-dependent protein catabolic process. The coding region runs from base 82 to 903 and encodes 273 amino acids. Lineage: Eukaryota; Metazoa; Priapulida; Priapulimorpha; Priapulimorphida; Priapulidae.
GUUCACAAUGGCUACCCCAGGCCAUGAGUUGCUAUUUACAACUGCCAAACCACAGUUUAAGGCAAAGCAAGAUCCUGUAGUAUGCUUUUGUCACUGGAACUAAUAUGCAAUGGUUUCCGAUGUGUAGGAGUUGGAGAAAGUCCAUCUUUAUCGGACGAACCAUCUGAGGGACUACCACCAGGAUGGAAUUCAAACCAAGAUGUAUACGAGCUGCGAUAUGUGUAUACUGAUGGGUGUCGAUAUUUCCUGAAAGUAAUUAAAAUGGACGACAUGUUGUUUGUUCAUUUCAUGAGGCAGACAGAUGAAAAAGUUGCAACUAUGAACAUUGACAUAGGAAAGUAUAUUGGUGAUACCACUGAAAAGUUUGCCAGCUGCUACAAAAAGCUGGAGGAGCUAAAGUCUAGAUUUCACAGUGAGAUCCUUGCUGAGUUGACUAGGCCAUCACGCUCGUCUGGUGCUAGUGUGACUCACAGAAAAAUUGAUGAGGGGCUUGUACAGGAGAAUCCACCCAGGGAUGAGCGUCCAACUCGCCAACCCUUGGGUCUUGGCAAUGGACCAGACCUUACUCCAAGACAAGACCCUAUGUUUGACUAUGGAAGAGCAGAUCUUGACCCUCUGUCUGCAGUUGGGGGAAUGGGAGCUGGCGGAAUGAUUGCUGAUCCCCUUCGGAUAGGGCAUCCAAGAGGCGGUAUAGACCCUAGUGCAGGUCUACCUGAUCGGCUUCCAUUUGGAGCUGUCCCACCUGGUGCGAGGUUUGAUCCGAUUGGUCCACCAACAGUACCAGAUCUUGGAGGAGUAGGAGGAGGCCACAGAGGAGAUUUCCCUCUGAGAGGUCAGGGACGAGGAAGGGUUCACCCUGAUAUUGAGAGAAUGCCCGGAUGGGAUGAUGACAUGUUUAUGUGAAUAUGUCACACACGAAUCAACAUUCAAUAAGCUUGGAAUCUGUUAAAUAACAUCUGUUUGUAAAUAAAGAAUAUCAAAUUGUCAAAUGUGUAUAUAGAAACACUUGGUUGCCUGCAGAGUGUUUUGGCAAUAUUAUCAGAACAUAUAAAUGUGCAUAGGCUUAGCUCACCUAUUGACAUUUCGUUUAAUCAACAUUUUAGAUUUGGGUUAUUACUUUACCCUGUAGCCAGGCUAUAGGUACUUUUUGGACUGAUAGCAUGCCGUGUACUAUGGAUUUUGGUACUGUACUAAAAUUGUUUAAACCAUAAAGAGUGAAAUAGAUCAAACCUGAAUCCCCACUAUGCGAUACAAUUUUAUUCUUCUAGUAAGUGCAUCAUAAUUUCUAAUAGGGGUAAAUUUAAAAUAUGUAUACUGAAUUGGAAUGUGUAUGUGCAUGUGUAUAGUGGAUAAUAACAAAUUAUCAUUGUCACAAA